This is a messenger RNA of Aphanomyces invadans, 2399 nucleotides long. RefSeq lists its product as hypothetical. The transcript has 27 exons. The record is from RefSeq and is a predicted model, not a curated record. Bases 66 to 2147 code for a protein of 693 amino acids. NCBI's taxonomy places the organism in Eukaryota, Oomycota, Saprolegniomycetes, Saprolegniales, Verrucalvaceae.
GGGGUUUCGACCAGUUGGAACAGCGUCGUCGCAUUUACCUCCACUCUUGCGGGUGCCACGCGAGAAUGCUGCGCCCGGCGAAUUUGGACGGGUGCAAGAAGCCCCCAUCAUUGCGGCCACUCGGCAGCUCGGAUGACAACGUGCCCAGUUCGGUCGUGGCUGAAAGGACCCUUCUCAACGCGCAACUUCGUGGGUCUGUCCUGGAGCUCCAGCGACAGCUGGUCGCGGUGACUGCCGCUGGCGAGGCGCUCCAAGAAGACGUCCAUGCGAGGACUGUGGCACUGGCGCAACACGAUUCCCGUCAGGGUGGCCGAUACCCCGACCACUCAGAAGAACUGGCGUCUGCUCUGCAGAGAAAUGCAGCGCUGUCAUCGAAAACCAAGACUCUGGAGCUCGAAAUCGCCGACCUUUCGAGGCAUCUCGACCGCCUCGCACGGAGUUGUGCUGCGGCCAAUGUCGCUGCCACACGCCCUGCCACGUCGCCACUUCACCUUGCUUCAGCGCUCCACGUCGACGUGUUUGUGCGCACCUUUGUCAAAGGCUCCAAGGCGUCUUUGGCGUUCGAGAUGGAAUGGACCGAGAAAGACAUGGCGACGCUGACGGACGCAAUGGUCGCCAAUUUACCGCUGUUGCUAACCGCGGCAGUGGUUGGCGAACCCCGGAAAUCGUCACCGAAAUUUGCCAAGAAAAACACUCCAAACAGCGCUUCGUCCGCAAGUCCGUCGGGUGAGUUGCCGCAAGUGGAGAACGCAUCGCCACGGCGCCGCCGCCCUCGUUCCGACAGCGUUCACAGCGCCGCCAUCGCACCAAAUGCCAUCCCUCUCCUGAUGUGGCCGCCGCCCGACAACUCGGAACCCGCUCUAGAAACGCCCCCUUCGUCUGCAAACAGUAAACUGCCGUCCAACAUGCGAGGGCACCGCCAAGGAUCUUCGGAACGUAUUCGAUGGGCUCUACUCUCUCAAACAAUUGAUGGAACGACACACGACGAAUUGGACUCGCUCAUGCUUCCCGGGCUCGGGGAGGCCGUUGGGAUCGUCCCCGCCGUUGAACACUCGCGCACCCCACGGCCAGGAGGGUUUGAGCGGUCGAAGAGCGGAAGGCACGUCGACAGUGCCAACACCAUAGAAAAAUCGCUGCAUCCUGGUAUGCACCGUGCAGGUUCUCGCGUGAUUCGGGAGAAUAUGUCCGCACCCAUCGCGCUCGCAGCAACAGAACGGCCGUCGUUGUCGAGGCGGCCCAGCUCGAAACAGCACUUACAACCUGCGCUGGUGCCGAUCGUGGAUGCGGCCGUCAUGCCAGCCGCCGUCCAUCCUACCCGUCAUGUCACAGCCGAUGAAAUGGAGCAUGUCGUCAACGUCGUGCGGCGGCCGUCCUUGCGAGGAAGCACCACGAACAUACGAGCAUCUCCGCCGAUUAUUCAAGAGCCUCCGUCGCCACCGAAACCUGUCAAGUGCAUCCCCCGCCUCGCCAUGGUCGAGCCGUUCGAGUUUGCCGACUUGCAAGCGAAUAUUGAAGCGGACGACGACCGGGUCGAUACAGCCACCGCGCCAACCUUGACCCCAACCACGUCGCGAGGCGAAAUGGAAAUUUACAUCAGCCCGCCACGACCUCACUUUGACACCUUAAACCUAUCGGCCUCCCAUGCCGCCAUGCGGUACUUGCACUCUCCGCGACGGCAUCGAUCCGUCCCCGUGAGCUCUACCUCUAGCGACACCCCGCGACCGGAGCCGGAAGACUCGACGGCAAGGUCGUCUGUGGAUGGGUCGACGUCCCAGCGCGGAAGUCCACCGCGGCUCGCGCCCCUCCUUCAAACGUCUGCAUCAACUGUUUGCUUCAACACGUCCAGAGAAAGCCCACCGCGACAACCCAAGGAGCUGGCCGCGCCGGCAUCUUUAGCCAAGCAGCGCACCUCCAAACUCCUGGCUCGGAUCAUUCCGGCCACUACGUACAUGGACAGCACGUCGCCCACGUCCAUGAUCGACACUUGCGGCAGCACCGCCGUCAUGAUGACCACAUCUUCAUCGAUCGCCAUCGACCAAAGUAGCCCGCCACGACAAAGCGGCGUGCUUGGAAGCGUCGCGUCGGCUGCCAUGCUGCCCCUCAAAGCUAGCCCUCCCAAGCAACCUGCUGACUCGCCCAUUGCGUAAGGGGGCAUUUGGAUCGUCUUUUUGGCUAGAUUCUGAAUGGUGUAGACGCAACAUGGACAAGUCCCCGUCCGCGUCAAGGCGAGGAUUAUUUCCUUCGCCGUCCAGGACGUCCAUGGAGUGGAAGUGAAGGAGGCGCCGAUGGAACCGUGGUGGCGUUUUGUGGCAGUCGUUUCUGUGGUGCAGUCCAGCCGACAUAACAAUUUUGAAUCCAUGUGGGGUGUCCGGGGAAGGGAAUACGUCUCAUCUUGGCCA